Molecule: messenger RNA, 2445 nt
Organism: Ogataea parapolymorpha DL-1
Lineage: Eukaryota; Fungi; Ascomycota; Pichiomycetes; Pichiales; Pichiaceae
Exons: 1
Coding region: 1-2445 (814 amino acids)
Molecular function (GO): protein binding
Source: RefSeq, a predicted model, not a curated record
AUGCUGAUUUUUGCAGCCAGGUUCUCGUCCGCGGUUUCCACCGAACACACCAAUUUGGAGGAGCUUGUCUCCAAUCUUAAAUCAGACCUCCGGGCCAUAUAUUUUUCCAAACAUAUUGCACCCAAAGGCAAGGCCGAUCAGCUCCACGGAAAGCUGAGACAACUACUGUAUUGCAUGACGGGCUCAGAAUUUUCCAAAAGCGAGCUUCCGUUUAUAAACAGGAUCGUCCAUGCCAUCGAUCGAGAAUCAGACCCGAUGGACGUGUUUACCGCGCAGGAAAUGCUGGCACUUUUAAGAGCUGCUGUUCCAGCUAUGACUGCUGAGGACGUGAAAAAUAUAGAUUUUUUUCCCCGGUUCUACACCUCGUUGAGGGGAUCCAAAGAGUACCAACAGGAUAGAAAUAUACGACUGCAUUUAUUUGAGCUGUUUUUCAAUUACGUGCUAGUGAGCAACAAGAGCGACAUAGCGAUCAAGGCAAUAGAGGCGUUUAUAGAGGAGGAAGCUUCUUUGAGACAUGACGACGUGGAGAUGGAGGUUGUGGAUAUAGCUCUGGAGGCAUUUACUACGGUUACUCCAGACACUGCGACGGUGGUCAAAUUGUUCGAAAUAUGCGAUCUAAGUGAUGAAAAGCGGUCUGAAAAGCUGCUUUCUGCAUUUUUCAUUGCUGCAGACGCUGAAAUCGGGCGAGAUUACGAGGACAAUCAGGUGGCCGCAAGAUUAACCGAGGUUGUUGGUGUUAUGGAGCACAAAAAAGAUCAGCCGUUGAACGAGUACAUCAAUCUUCUGUAUUUUGCCACUGAGAACAAGUUCAAUGGGUGCGUGAAGGAAAUAUUGGAUAGAUUAGUGAGCUUGACGGAGUGUUUCAGGAACAAACUGGGGAAAAAUAUCAGGGACGAGGAGCUUGCUGCCAUUGUUGCUGCCGCUCUUAAACUCGGCCACAGCAAGGCGGCAGAGAAUUUACUAGAGAAUCUAGAGUACGAAUUUGUUGAAUUCAGCCGGCACGAAUGGCUGUCAUAUAUGCAGAUCAAAGUGUACAAGGCUGCGGACGAAAGAAACGUUAUCGACCUGAUACGCAAAAUCAACUACGAUCUCGAACAUAGUUACAAAAAAGACUUUCGUGUUAAUGACACUGAAACCUUCAAUUAUGUGGUCAGUGCAUGCUGCUACUCGGAAAAGAGCCUGGACUUUGUGAAGGCUAUUUCUGAUUUUUUCGAGUCAGAGUAUACAGUGACGCCGACGGCUGAAACAUACGCUGCAUUGAUCGAACACCAGUUGGAUGUUGGCAAAUGCAAAGAAGCCUUGGAGCUGUUUGAAGGGUCCCUUGAACAACCUAUAGAGUGGGGCGAAGAGGAAAAUAGCAUUUUUGCUCCAGUUCUGUUCCGUUUGCUCGAAAUGUACUGUCGAAACAGCGAUGAUGAUAUCACCUUAAAGGUGAUCUUGUACAAGCGGAUCAAGAACUAUGGGUAUUCCUUAAACAAAGCCGCUCUCAAGGCCAUGAUAGACAUGUUUUUAGAGCAAGACUGCGCGGGAGACGCCAUGGAGCUUUUCCAAAUAGAAGUGGUGGAGCAUUCAAAGGACGAACGCCAAUCUGUGACAAAAUAUGAGCCAGUAUUCGAGUCCUUCUAUGAAUACAGUACCACUGCAGAGGUCAGUACCACUCGGAACUGGCACGUGUAUGAGUUUCUCCAUCAAAACUUCAUUAUUCCAUAUGAGAAAUAUUAUCGUCUGAUGGAAUACUUUAUUUCUCACAACGAGCCCAGACGAGCACUCAAGAUGUUUGCAAACCUCAAGGCGCUCAGCAAAGAGGCCAAGAUCGCUCCUCCAAACGAAGAUGUCUAUAUCUAUCUUUUCCGCUCCUUUGCGCGGUGCAAAUUCGUGGAAGGUGUGCAAAAACUCCAUUUGGGAGCCAAGAUGGAUCUGGCUAUCAACAUGGACAUCAGGCUGCUUAACGCCAUAAUGGAAGGCUACUGCGCCAUUGAGGACUCCUUCAAAGUGAGAGACACGUUCCAUAUUGCCUAUUCGCUGCCGAAAUCGCGUGGACUCAACGCAGAGAGCUGCUAUUGGAUGCUUCGCUCGCUCAGGGGAUACACACUUAAGCAUGUGACGGAUUUCUACACUAGUCUGUCGGCGUACGAUGUGCUGGCGGACCCGCGCAUUUUUGGCGAAUAUUUGAUCGCACACUGCUCCUUUGGUAAGUAUGAGACGGCGCUGCGCGUUCUCGAGGAAAACUUCCAUAGCGACGGAGGCCAUUUGAUAGACAGACGUGUUCUUCGUGACAUGUACAACUGGUGUGUGGAUGAGGACGUGAGAACCAACGUUGAGCGCUUUGCGACGCGUUACUACCCUGCCCUAUGGUCAGAGCUUAAACAGAGCGGCGAGCUAAGCAACACAGAAAACGAACCUCUGGAUGAGGGAUACAAUCCGGAACGACCCCUGCUUGUUUAA